Messenger RNA from Chondrus crispus (carragheen), 729 nucleotides. RefSeq lists its product as hypothetical. The transcript has a single exon. Gene Ontology annotation, cellular component: nucleolus; small-subunit processome. Bases 1 to 729 code for a protein of 242 amino acids. The record is from RefSeq and is a predicted model, not a curated record. Gene Ontology annotation, biological process: rRNA processing. Lineage: Eukaryota; Rhodophyta; Florideophyceae; Gigartinales; Gigartinaceae.
AUGUCUAGUUUCGGCAAGAACAUAAUCCCUCGGCGUGCGCAUAAAGAGCGCGCGCAGCCCUCAUCGCGUAUCUCAAAGCAUGGCCUGCUGGAGAAAAAGAAGGACUAUAAGCAACGCGCGCGCGACCGCAACCUCAAACAACGUCGCCUGAAAAUCCUCAAGGAGAAGGCGGCGUUUCGCAAUCCCGACGAGUUCUACUAUGGUAUGAUACGCAGUGGAACGGAUGCUGGCAGAGUGAGGAAGGGUGUGAAUGAUAAGGAGAAGGAAGCCGUUCCGAUCGAACACAGAGAGGCGGGCAUGAGACUGCUCGCUGAGAGGAGAGAUAGUGGAUAUGUGGGAAUGAAAUGCGCAAUGGAAGGUAGGAGAGUCGACAGGUUGAAGAAGAGUCUGCAUGGUGUAGCGGCGGCUUCGGGCGUCCCCAGGACGCAUGUCAUGUUUGUGGAUGAUGAAGAGGAGAUGGCGGGGCUAGAAAAGGAGCUGAGUGAGCGGAAAGGGACGGGCUCCUUACAUAGUGGUGGAGGGCAUCGAGCAACGCUAAGGUCGACGAAGAAAGCGUACAAGGAAUUGCAACAGCGGCAAGAGCGGCACGGAAAAUUGAGGACGGUGCUGAAGGACAUGGCCUCGGAGAAGGCUCUGCUGAGCAAGGGGCGUCGUGUGUUGGAAAGACGAGCGAAUUCUACGACAGGAGCGCCUGCCGUUUACCGUUGGCAACAAGAACGCAAGCGAUAG